GACAAUCAUCUUUGGCUAAAAGAAACACCAACAAGAAAAAGAAAAAGGAAAUGUGGAGAUUGAAGAUAGCAGACGGUGGAAAUGACCCAUAUCUCUUCUCCACAAACAAUUUCGUGGGAAGGCAAACAUGGGAGUUCGAUCCUGAGGCAGGAAGCCCCGAGGAGCGAGCCCAGGUUGAAGCUGCCCGUCACAAUUUCUAUAACAAUCGCUUCCGUGUCAAGGCCUGUUCUGAUAUUCUGUGGCGCUUUCAGUUUCUGAGAGAAAAGAACUUCCGACAAAUAAUAGGUAGUACGAAGAUGGAGGACGAAGAGAUUACGUACCAGAAUACAACAGCGGCGUUAAGAAGGGCCACCCAUUACCUAUCAGCAUUGCAAGUUACUGAUGGCCAUUGGCCUGCUCAAAUAGCUGGUCCACUCUUUUUUCUUCCUCCUUUGGUAUUUUGCAUGUACAUUACAGGCCAUCUUGAUUCAGUAUUCCCAGAAGAGCACCGCAGAGAGAUGCUUCGUCAUAUUUAUUGCCACCAGAAUGAAGAUGGGGGGUGGGGAUUACACAUAGAAGGACAUAGCACCAUGUUUUGUACUGCACUCAACUACAUAUGUAUGCGCAUUCUUGGAGAAGGGCCUGAUGGAGGUCAAGAUGAUGCGUGUGCUAGAGCUCGCAAGUGGAUUCAAGAUCAUAAUGGCGUAACAUAUAUACCGUCGUGGGGAAAAACUUGGCUUUCGAUACUAGGUUUAUUCGAUUGGUCGGGAGCCAACCCAAUGCCUCCAGAGUUUUGGAUGCUUCCUUCUUUUCUUCCUAUGCAUCCAGCUAAAAUGUGGUGUUAUUGCCGGCUAGUUUACUUGCCCAUGUCUUACUUAUAUGGGAAGAGAUUUGUGGGUCCAAUCACACCACUUAUUCUUCAGUUGAGAGAAGAAAUCUUUAUUCAACCUUACCAUAAAAUUAAUUGGACAAAAGCACGUCAUGCCUGUGCAAAGGAAGAUCUUCACUAUCCUCAUCACUUCAUCCAAGAUCUAUUAUGGGAUAGUCUAUACAUUUUCACUGAGCCACUUCUUACGCGUUGGCCAUUCAACAAUAUGGUAAGAGAGAAGGCCCUUCAAAUAACAAUGAAACAUAUCCAUUACGAAGAUGAGACUGGUCGAUACAUAGACAAUGGAAGUGUGGAAAAGGUUUUGUUUAUGCUUGCUUGUUGGGUGGAUGAUCCAAAUGGAGAUGCUUUCAAGAAGCAUCUUGCAAGGAUCCCCGAUUACUUAUGGCUUUCAGAAGAUGGAAUGACCAUGCAGAGUGUUGGUAGCCAAUCAUGGGAUGCUGGAUUGGCAGUUCAAGCUCUGCUUGCCACUAACCUUAUUGACGAAAUUGGUCCUACACUUUUGAAAGGACAUGAUUUUCUCAAGAAAUCUCAGGUUAAGGAAAACCCUUCAGGAGACUUUAAAAGAAUGUUUCGUCACAUUUCUAAAGGAUCAUGGACCUUCUCUGAUCAAGAUAAUGGAUGGCAGGUUUCUGAUUGCACUGCAGAAUGUUUGAAGUGCUGUCUACUUUUAUCAAUGUUGCCAUCAGAGAUAGUUGGUGAGAAGAUGGAUGAUGAAAAGUUAUUUGAUUCGGUUAAUCUCCUUUUGUCGCUUCAGGGUAAGAAAGGCGGUUUCGCAGGCUGGGAGCCAGCAGGAGCUCAAGAAUGGUUGGAACUGCUCAACCCCACAGAAUUUUUUGAGGACAUUGUAGUUGAGCAUGAAUAUGUUGAAUGUACUACAUCAGCAAUUGAGGCUUUUAUUUUGUUUAAGAAACUAUAUCCGGAGCAUAGGAAGAAAGAAAUCGAGAAUUCCAUUAUUAAUGCAAUUCGAUUCCUUGAGGAUACCCAAACAACUGAUGGUUCAUGGUAUGGUAAUUGGGGAGUUUGCUUCAUUUAUGGCACCUACUUUGCUGUUGCUGGGCUUGCAGCAUGUGGCAAGACUUACUCCAAUUGCACUGCAAUUCGAAAAGCAGUUGAGUUUCUUCUCGCAACACAGGGAGAGGAUGGUGGGUGGGGGGAGAGCUAUCUAUCAUGCCCAAAAAAGAUAUACGUACCCCUUGAAGGAAAUCGUUCAAAUGUUGUACAAACUGCAUGGGCUCUGAUGGCUCUCAUUCAUUGUGGACAGUAUAAGAGAGACCCAGCUCCUCUUCAUCAUGCAGCAAAGUUACUCAUCAAUUCUCAACUGGAAGAUGGUGAUUGGCCACAACAGGAAUCCACAGGCGUAUUCUUGAGGAAUUGCCUUAUCCAUUAUGUAAUGUAUCGAAAUAUUUUUCCAAUGUGGGCUCUAGCUGAAUAUCGCAAACUGAUGGAAUUGCCUUGAAUGGUAGUUUAGUGUAUACUAUUAGAAAUUUUUGUAAUUACUAAGGGUUAAAAUCAACUGUAUUUUUCUUGUUUUAAUAAAAAACCAGUUAAGUCAUGAUAUAUAUGGAAAUGUAGUAUAAAGCCCAAUUAGUUAAGUGACAUUGGUAUAGACCUUGGUUUAUGUAUUCUACCCAAUGGGAAUAUAGUAAUUAUGCUGACCUUUAUAUGAUAACCUAUUGUGCUCAUUGAUUAACUCAUCCAAGGUUUUGACCUUGUUUACAACAUUGGUUAAUGCAUUUUACUUAAAGGAGAAUGUACUAUU
Gastrolobium bilobum is the source of this 2627-nucleotide messenger RNA. Its product is annotated as beta-amyrin synthase-like. Gene Ontology annotation, molecular function: beta-amyrin synthase activity. Bases 51 to 2324 code for a protein of 757 amino acids. The transcript is spliced from 16 exons. Gene Ontology annotation, biological process: triterpenoid biosynthetic process. Gene Ontology annotation, cellular component: lipid droplet. The record is from RefSeq and is a predicted model, not a curated record. Lineage: Eukaryota; Viridiplantae; Streptophyta; Magnoliopsida; Fabales; Fabaceae.